Dioscorea cayenensis subsp. rotundata (Guinea yam) is the source of this 1613-nucleotide messenger RNA. Its product is annotated as cocosin 1-like. The record is from RefSeq and is a predicted model, not a curated record. Gene Ontology annotation, molecular function: nutrient reservoir activity. Lineage: Eukaryota; Viridiplantae; Streptophyta; Magnoliopsida; Dioscoreales; Dioscoreaceae.
ACCUCCACUUCCUCUUAACCAUGGCUGAAAUCAAGAAAAAUCUUACAUUCUCUCUUGCUCUCAGCUUUCUCAUCUUCUGCAAUGUUUCACUGGCUCAGCUGCCACAGCAGCAGCAGCAGCAGCAGCAACCAGAGCAGCCGAGCAGAGGAUGGUUCAUAAGGCAGCAGCUGAGAGACUGCAACAUUCAGCAGCUCCGAGCUCUUGAACCAACCAGGCGUGUUGAAGCUGAGGCCGGCUUCACUGAGUACUGGAACUCAAGAGACACCCAGUUCAACUGUGCCGGUGUUUCCAUCCAGCGCACUGUCAUUCAACCUGGUGGCCUCCUGCAGCUCUCCUUUGAUAACGCAGCUCGUGUCACCUUCAUUGAACAAGGCCAAGGAAUCAUCGGAACAGUGUUGCCUGGAUGCCCAGAAUCAUACCAAUCUUUUCAACAAUCUGAGCAACAGCAGCAGCAGGAGGAGGAAUCUGCUGAAUCAUUCCGGCCAAGAGACCGACACCAAAGGAUUGACCAGUACAGGCAGGGUGACAUUAUCGCACUGCCUCCUGGUGUCUCACACUGGUGCUACAACGAUGGUGACGCUCCACUUGUCACUUUCACCGUCUUCAAUCUUCAGCACAGUGACAACCAACUUGACCUUCAGCACAGAGUAAGUGAAAACAAAAACCCCUUUAUCUUCAUUUAUGGAAGAAUUAUAUCAACAUCAAGCAAACUUGUUACUCUGCAGGAAUUCUUGGGCAGGGAGAGAGAGAGAAGCCAGCAAUCAGUACAAGAGCAGGAAACAGAUAUCAGAAGGGUAAACUUGCUGGCUGGAUUUGACACAGAUGAACUGACCAAAGUUCUCAGAGCCACCAGAGAAACAGUGCAGAGCAUUCAGAGUGACAAUGAUCGGAGAGGCCACAUUGUCUUUGUUCAACAAGGGUUCCAUGUAUCAAGGCCAGCAAGACAACAGCAGCAACAAGAAUGUGGUUCCAACGAAGAUGAGAAGAAGAAGAUGGCAUCCAAUACCUUCACCGACGCUGUCUGCUCAUUGAGAAUCAGAGAAAACAUCAAUGACCCAUCGAGAGCCGAUGUUUUCACUCCUCGUGGGGGAAGAAUCACCAAUGUCAACUCCCAGAAGUUCCCCAUCCUCAAAUACCUUCAAAUGAGCUUACUGAGGGGAGUCCUCUACAGGAAUGCAAUCCUAGGACCACGCUGGAUCAUCAAUGCACACAGUCUUGUCUAUGUAACAAGGGGCUCUGCUCGAGUGCAAAUUGUUGGAAGCCAAGGAAAGAGUGUCUUCGACGGAGAGCUUCGCCAAGGCCAAGUCAUCGUAGUUCCACAGAACUUUGCUGCUAUCGUAAAGGCAAAGAGCAAUGAAGGUUUCCAGUGGGUUGCUUUCCGAACAAAUGACAAUGCAAUUAGCAGUCCCAUUUUUGGGAAAUUUUCAGUGUUCCGUGGCCUGCCGGUGGAUGUCAUUGCCAGUGCUUAUAAUAUCUCGAGGGAUCAGGCUUGGAGGGUAAAGUACAGCAGGGCUGAGGAGCUGCACAUCCAUGCUCCCAGAACUCAGAGCAGGACUAAUGUUUAAUGUAUAUGCGUAGAGAAAGCCGGCAUGUUAGGCAAUAAGCCAAUAACA